Dermacentor silvarum is the source of this 3754-nucleotide messenger RNA. RefSeq names its product zinc finger protein 239-like. Lineage: Eukaryota; Metazoa; Arthropoda; Arachnida; Ixodida; Ixodidae. The record is from RefSeq and is a predicted model, not a curated record. The transcript has 4 exons. Gene Ontology annotation, molecular function: RNA polymerase II cis-regulatory region sequence-specific DNA binding; DNA-binding transcription factor activity, RNA polymerase II-specific. Gene Ontology annotation, cellular component: nucleus. Gene Ontology annotation, biological process: regulation of transcription by RNA polymerase II. Bases 21 to 1157 code for a protein of 378 amino acids.
GUCUGUGGCACUGAUUGCGCAUGCGCUCUUAUUCAGCAACGCGAAGCGGCGCAGUUGCGAAUAGACGGGAUUACUCUCGAGUCCCCGCAUCAGACAUGGUCAAAGAAAUGCGCAAUGGGUGCACGCCUCCUGCAUGUAGGAUCCGCGGCAUAACGCCGAACACAAGUUGUGCAGGGUCCGCGGAUGCUUCGUCAACUGCGAUGGACUACACGAGGGUUCCUGAUGGCGCCUGGCAUUACCAGUGGAACGCGCCCUACUACCCGGCCGAUGGCGCUACCACCGCCUACGGACAUUCUGACAAGGCCGGAAACACCAGACACCGGCUUCUAAUGUCAAGCAAUGGUGGCGAUGACGUAAAGGCAUUAGGAAACGACGCUAGAAUUUCUACCCGCGCCAGGAAAGGAGAACAGCAAGAGUUCGAUGGUGUCUGCGGCAAGGCUUACAGCACACGGCAUGCCUUACGUAGGCACGCCACCGAGCACAGGGACCAUAAAGCCUACAUUCGCAAAGCACGGGAUCAACGCUCUGUACAGAAGCCGAAGUUCGUAAGACAUUACCGGAAGCGCGCAGGCGAGCAGCUCUACAAAUGUGAAACGUGCGGCAAAUCUUUCAAGCAACUGGGGAACCUUAAAGUACAUCAUCGCAGGCAUACGGGUGAGAAACCCUACGCUUGCAAAACGUGUGGUAAAGCAUUCGCGCAGAUGGGGCACCUUAAUGUGCAUCGACGCAAGCACACAGGCGAGAGACCGUAUUAUUGCAACACAUGUGGUAAAUCAUUCAGGCAGAUGGCAAAUCUCGAUGUACAUAAGCGCACGCACACAGGUGAGAAGCGCCGCGUCAGUGCAAAGCGUGCUAAAUCAUUUAAACGCAAGCAAAGCCCAAAUGACCAUUCAAACCUACAUGAGGAAACGAAACCUUUCAUUUGCGAAACAUGCAAUCAAUCGUUUCUGUACAAGUCGAGUCUCAGACGUCACCGCCGUAGUCACGCGGAUGAAACACCACGUAAGUUUGCACAGUGUGGCAUUAGUUUGAGAGGCAAAGGAACCAUUCACAAAGAUGUGUGCCUGAAGGUGAUUUGCUGUUUGUGUGGAGAAUAUUUUACAGAUACAGAUCAACUGGCCGCACAUCUCGUGGCGCACGCGGGUGGGCGACCGUAACAGUGUAAUCGGUGCGCAGAUUAAGUUGAGAGUCAGCGGCUCUUGCGUCUAGGUGUGCGAGAGAAGCCGUGAUUCCCCCCCUCUCCUUUCAGGAAAACAACUCUGACAAUUUUUCAUAUGGAACUUUCAAACCAAACGUACGCAACAUGUGUGUGAAACUAGCUUCUUUCUAGGUGAAAUACGGCUGAGUGAAAUUCAAGAUAUCAGCAAUGAUGAUGGCGCUUCGAAAUUGUGAAACAAGUCGCCGCAAGGGUAUUUGGAGGUUUGCAGUAGCGAAUAAUUCUGAUGGUAUUCACCCGUGCUCACUCUUCGCAUAUUGAUGUUGUUGGUGAACGUAUCGAUCAAUAGCACGCUCGCUUCAAGGUAAAGCGUAAGUGUCGGUAAUGUUGCUUUUUUUUUCGCCCCUAAGUGUAGACUAUAGCCGGGUACAACUUUAGAAGACAGCGGCAUUUGCCCCUCAAAGGGCGGAUGCGCAUGAGCUUCCACCAAUGGGCCCGCACUGACGUCAUGAGCUGGACGGCCGGUGACCCCGCCAACGGAGAGCAUGCAGCCCGCGCUUCGAGCUGGGCCGAGUCGCGUCAGCGGGACUAUUUCUUUAGUCAUGGACGCAAUCGGCUGCCACGAUUUGGUCAUUUGGGUGGGGCCUCUCCUGUCUUCUUAAGUUGUACCUCACUAUAGAAACGUGCGCACGAGACUCUUGACUGCUCGUUCAAAUAUAACACAUUUCUGUGCAAAAGUUAGGGUUGUGCUCUAACAAGAAAGCGUUGUUGUACCAUCGUUUUAUUGAUAACUACAGUGAGAACAGAACAUAAACUGUCGCUGUGAAAAAUUUCGAAAGCAAAGGAGUAUUUGUAGGGAAAAUAAGUCAGCUCCGCAAUUGUUUCAUGUAGUUAGGCGCUGUUGUCUUCCAGAACGAGUGUUUGCCUAUAUUUUUGCGGCAAUAUUAAGCCACAGUGUACGCUCAAGGAAAGCGUUUUUUUUUGCAAAAUUGGUCAAUGCAUAAAUAUCUUGAUUGCAAACAUACAUGCGAGGUAGUCUUUGGCUCUUUCGUUGAUGUUCAAGAUCUUUGUUUUAUUCCCCGAAAUGAGCUGAUCACGGUAUCGAGGCUCUAUUGGAUUCAAGUUGUUUGGAGUACCGGUGUCACACGUAAACAUAUGAUUCUAAUCCGGAUCGGACCUGAUCCGGAUUAGACUCGAUCCGGAUCCGUGUGCUGCUACAGGGACACUGUCGGAUCGUGAUCGCCAUCCGACGAUCGCGAUCCUUAAAUCGUGAUCAUAUUUUUGAUCGCGAUCGCAGGCUGACGUCUGCGCCCUCUGGCGCAGUAUUUUGAAUACGCUAAAGACAAAAACAACUGAGAGCAGCUCAGUAAAAACAUGUAGAAACCACUUCGACUGCAAUAGUGAGCUGUAAAAUGAAAUAUUUGCUAAAUCUAACCAUGUCUUGCAAAUCCGCAUUUGUAGCCAAGGCAUCACGCAGUUCUUAGAGUUGCAGACGAUCAGAAGGCCAUAACUCGAUCCGGAUUGUUUGACCAUGUAGCAGCGACCAUUGUUGAUCCCUAUCAAAAAUAGUUAUCCGUAUCGGCUCCGAUCGCGAUCAGAAGUGCACGUGUGACACCGGUAUAAAUGUAUGAUAGGCUCGCCGAAUGAAAAAAAAAAUGUUUAUUCAUCGUUGGUCUUAUUUUGACGCAAUAUUUGUCAGUUUCAAAGGACAGCUUUUUUUUAUACUAGUGGAAGUCGUCUCUUUUGACUUGUACUGCCUUAGUUACAGCUGUGAAAUUCUUUGAACCUUACAUAAGACGCAUUCGUGCGAGCAGUGAGAUGGCAAAUAGGGUGAUAGUUUUAGGUAAAUGGAUAAUAAUGUUUUACCAUGACGAACUCCAACCUAAAAACUUAAACAAAAACUAGCAUUGAGAAACUACAAUUAAUUCAGUAACUUGCGGCUAGAUGUACAUAUAACUUAUUAUUUCAUAAUUCUCUAAGUGACCUUAUGAAAACCGAUAACAUACACUCUUAGAAUCUCGCAGGAAGUUACCUGCAAGAAAAUGUCUUAUAAAUGAACUUAAAGCUGCCGAAUUAAACUUGCUUGAUGGUAUUUUUAAAUGUAAUCAAAUCAACUACUUACCGCCAUCAUCAACGAGACCUGUAAGACAUCUUCAUCCUUACCGGUUAACGCAUCUCUUUGCACAUACUAUUUCCUUCAAGCACUUUUUCUCACAAACAAUAACGCACUGAAACUGACGGCCUCAUGAUGUAUUUAUUACAAAUGCCAAACUUCACUCUCUUUAACAAUUUCGAGCAAUUAAGACAUCCUUUUCUAUUUUGCAGAUUGCUUUUUGUUGUAUUUGGCACGGAAUAUAGUUUCAUUGUUAUGUUAUGUAACGCACUUAAGCGCUUUAACAAUUAUUCAAAUUUGUGUUCUGUUUUACUGCAUAAAUGUUUGCUAUAUCAAAUGCACAAUUACGUCCAAGCAUGUUUCCCUGCAAAGGAUAUGUUGCUGCUGUUUUUUGUGAACACUGUGAUCCUCUACUGCUUGGACCAGUUUUGUCCCGCAGUAUGGGUGAAACUCUCUUCGAUAAUAAAGCCUUUUUCCAGAUGGAA